Molecule: messenger RNA, 2425 nt
Organism: Odontomachus brunneus
Lineage: Eukaryota; Metazoa; Arthropoda; Insecta; Hymenoptera; Formicidae
Exons: 4
Coding region: 1289-1909 (206 amino acids)
Source: RefSeq, a predicted model, not a curated record
AGUGCGGAUCGAACGCGUAAGAACAUCCGAGUGGGUGCGGUGCCCUGCCGUCCCUCUGAAAGCUACGGAUGCGGCACUGAAUGUACCGGCUAAUUAAGAAAUAUUAUCGUCCGUCGCGCUACACACAACACGAGCAUCGUAACAAUGUCGCUCAAGUGCCGUGCGUAUUUUUGACCGUGGCCGACAUAGCUGACCUUCCCACUUCCGGCGGAAGCUGUCGCUGGGAAAAGGGGAUUUUCGGCUUCGUGGACGCGAGAGAGGCUCCGAGCGGAAAAUAAAUAAACGGGCCGAGCGUCCGCGCGCACGCUAUGUCGCGUGUCGCUGAAGAAUGCAGCGCGCCGCGGCCCGAUGACUGCGCGACACGUUGUGAAUGCAUUCCGCGCUUUUAGCGAUAAUGCGACCGGCCGCGUUUCGGUCCGGCGUAUCGCGCCGACGUGGUCGAUCGCGGGAUUCAGCCGUCCGUCCCAGAUCUCCUAUUCACGGUCCAUUUUCACGAGACAACGACGAUCAACCGCGUGUCACGGCCUCAUACACGAGGUCGCAGGUAAUGGGAAUCGUUACGCUUUAGCUGCAACUUCACCGCGACCAGGGCCGCAAGAGCGACCGAGCACGUACGGCGGAGAAAAAAACGAGGGGAAAAAAGGAGACACGGAUUAUCCGAGGAACGGGUAAAGACUGGUUUCACCGGUGGUUAACUUCCACCUUAGAGCCGGAAUUAACGAGAGAUAAAGAGCAGUAAGUCGGGGGUCGCAGUUAACCGACGCUGGUGAAAUCGGACACGAGUUGCGCAGAUUUUCUCCGUUGGCAAAUUCCUGCAAUGGGAUUAGCAAAUCGCACUUCGCUCGGCUACCUUGUGGUCUACAAGUUGGAAGGAGAAAUGCGUACACGAAAUCAGCUUCAACGUACGACGUUGGCGUAUGGACGCGAUUCUUAGUUUGUGCCGACACAGAUGACCGAUCUCAGUGUUAGAUACUUAUGCGAAUGCGACCGUGCACACACGAAUUAGAUUCUGCGUUUUGUUUCCCAAGUGAACGAAUACAUCCCUGCUGUGCGCUUUAUCAGAUUCACACAUCGGUAUAAAGGCAGCGGUGCGAUGCGAUUCGGAAGCAGGUGACUCAACGAGCUCGCGCAACGAUGAGGAAAGCGACGGCGGUCGUGAUUUUAAUACUGUUCUCGAUCUCGGACGUGCGCCACGUCGUCUCCCUGAUGCAGGAGAGCCUGGGAAAGUUUCUCGGAUCUUUCGCCGCGCUCAAACAGUACAUCCCGAUCGUCUAUCAUUAUUAUUCUUAUGCGCGAAAAAGUGAAGAUACCCGAUUUGCUGAAUCAGUUGUGCAAUAACUCGCAAGCUAAUACGACGCUACGUGACGCUUGCUACGGUUGCUUCUAUCGCACGAGCAUCCUACCGCAGGGCUACCCUAUGUUGAUAGCGAUGUCCGCGUGCGCCAACACUUAUCUCAACAACACCAGCUACGGUCAUUGCCAGUCUUAUCUGCGAAACGCGACGACUAUCGCGCCGAACCCGCGAGUGAGUCCUACGAUAAUAUACUGCACGUUCCUAGAAUGCGUUCGCCAAGUCAAUAAGGACAGACUGCUCAGGGAGUGCGUUCGCGAGGCCAUGGGAAUGAUUCCCAGAUUCAACAGCACGGACAUGCAACUCGCGCAAUUGUACGUUAACACCACCGCCUGCGUGUUGGCGAAGACCCGUUGCUCCUACAUGAAUCCGGUGACCGGCGCGCUCCAAGGCGACGAUAUCGUCAACAAGUUGCACCUACCCUCGGUGAACGCGAUUCUCGUCAACACGGACUACGACUUCAACAUCAUACAAUUGCCGUUUCGCCACAGCAGCGUGGACGUGUGCUCCAAGUACAGAAAUGUCCAGCAGGCGACUUGGCCCAGCGUCGUGUGUUAAUUUACAAACAGAUAUUACCGCGCCAAAGAGGCCGCCGCGGCGUUAAAUGACGCGCGGAAUGGUUUUACCAAGCGACCGUUGCGGAAUGAAAUUACCGUGUGCUUGGUCGCAAUAAAGAUUGUUUCCAUUGGCGCCAACAUAUCGAUCAUUUCUACCUCUCCGCGUCGCGACUAUUAAUAAUGGCUACGGUUACGCGACUCAUGGAGACACGCGCCAAGAAAACAACGCGUAUCCGCAUUCUUCGCCCGCGACGUCCCUCCCGACGAGUGUCUGCCUCUUGUUUGCGCGCCGGGGGACACGAAGAUACAGAUGGAAUCGCGCAGCAAGACGACGAUCGUGACGUGCUUCGCGGUUUCGCGCGACAACGCCGGCGUUGUCUAGACGAGCUAGAUGACACGGGCGGAUGCUAAUAGUGACGGAGAAUCGGCCGAGUCAUCCGAGUUCGCGGUUAUGUAUCAUCGUUUGAAAGAAAUACUCAACUUCGUGGAAAUAUCCUUUGCGCGUAUUCAGGACAAU